Molecule: messenger RNA, 3493 nt
Organism: Anguilla anguilla (European eel)
Lineage: Eukaryota; Metazoa; Chordata; Actinopteri; Anguilliformes; Anguillidae
Gene: keap1a
Product: kelch-like ECH-associated protein 1a
Exons: 8
Coding region: 1081-2913 (610 amino acids)
Molecular function (GO): protein binding
Source: RefSeq, a predicted model, not a curated record
AUGCUGAUGUUGACAUAGUGCAGUUUAAGCAUUCGGGCGCAAUGCCCAUUCGCCCCGAGCACCGAAUGUGCCCGGUGAGUUUUGUGCGCGCGCGCAGCUAGGGAACUCGGGUCUGUGACACGAGACCGAGGCCUGAAAAAAAAAAAGUGAUUCGUCGCAGAACUUUGAACUCCCGGGAAACAGUGCGGUUGGGACGAAACUGCGAUGCCAGCUGUGUUAUUCACACAGCACGUUUUGAACGAUCGCUCGCAAGUAGCCUUGAUAGCAUCGCUACCACUUCUCGUAGCUCUCAUAUUGUUGAUCUAGCGCGUUCUUAGAAGUCAAAUUCGCGGUGGAAUUAUCGCGCCUUAAGUUCCUGUUUCAGAUGUUUUAAGGCCUGGUCCCCUUGGCGCGGUCGUCACCGUGCGUUACCAUGGCGACUCACUUCCCGUGAGCCCGGGUUCGAGUGACUGACCCCAGGCCCCGUGCGGCAGGCCUCGUACGCGCAGCUGACGAGAUCUGGACCAGCGCGAGCUCGGACGAUGGCUGCGGGUUCCAGUCUCGCCCGGUGGGUCUAAGCGGGAGAUCCAGGAGGUCCAGGACGCGUGGAGCUCCAGGUCCUCUUCACGCCCGCGGCCCGGGAAACGGAGUGGGAGAGAAGCGAGCAGCUGCCCUCAUCUGGAUUCCGAAACUGAGAUCUGACUCGUCAGUUAUUUAUACAUUUAUUUGUAUUUGCUUUUAAUUUUAUUUUUGACUGCUUGUUUUUGUUUUCUCUAUAAUCUAUAUCUCCCUAAAAAAAACAAUUGUUUUUUUUAUUUUUUUUUAUUUAAAUGUUUUUUUUUUUUUUGUGAACGAUGUCUCCUGGGUGCAAGUCGGACUCGUGCCGUAUUGGUCUGCUGAACACUCAGUUCUGCCUGUUUCUCUUCAUGACCCGAGGCUGGGUAUAAGAUCCACUGUCUCCCCCCCCCCCGAAACCCCCCAAGGUCUCCAAACCAAAUCACUGGCUCGGCCCUCUGGAACCUCCCCCAGGUCUCCAGACUUCCUAAUCUCCACCCGAACCAUUCACUAAAAAGAAAAAUAAAUAAAUAAAUAGGCCCGCGCAUGUCGGAGAGAAUGCUAUGUCCAAAGAAGAGGAGGCCCGUGAAGGACGAGGACUUCCCCGCCAUCGCCGUCCCGUCGUCGAAAGGGCUGGGGUACCUGGACUACACCAUCGAGGGCCACCCCUCCAGGGCGCUGCAGGUGAUGGACGAGCUGCGGCAGAGCGAGACGCUGUGCGACCUGGUGCUGCACGUCACCUACAAGGACGCCUCCGUCGACUUCAAGGUGCAUAAGGUGGUGCUGGCGGCCUGCAGCCCGUACUUCAAAGCCAUGUUCACCCACAACUUCCGGGAGUGCCACGCCACGGAGGUGACCCUGCGGGACGUGUGCCCGCAGGUGGUGGGGCGCCUGAUCGACUUCGCCUACACCUCGCGCGUGACGGUGGGCGAGAAGUGCGUCCUGCACGUGCUGCUGGCCGCCAUGCGCUACCAGGUGGAGGGCGUGGCCAAGGCCUGCUGCGACUUCCUGUCCAAGAGCCUGGAGCCGGCCAACGUCAUCGGCAUCACCCGAUUCGCCGAGGACGUGGGCUGCAGCGAGCUGCACCUGCGCGGCCGCGAGUACAUCAACACGCACUUCAGCGAGGUGACGAAGCAGGAGGAGUUCUUCUGCCUGUCUCACUGCCAGCUGCUGGAGCUGAUCAGCCAGGACAGCCUGAAGGUGCUGUGCGAGUCGGAGGUGUACAAGGCCUGCAGCGAGUGGGUGGGCUGGGACGUGGAGGGCCGCGCCCAGUACUUCCACGCCCUGCUCAACGCCGUGCACAUCUACGCCCUGCCCGCCAAGUUCCUCAAGAGGCAGCUGCAGUCCUGUCCCAUCCUCAGCAAGGCCAACUCCUGCAGGGACUUCCUGUCCAAGAUCUUCCAGGACAUGUCUCUCCGGAAGCCCCUUCCAAUGGCGCCUCAGCGCGGGAACCAGCUGAUCUACGUGGCGGGCGGGUACAAGGAGCGGUCGGUGCCGUCCAUGGAGGCCUUCGACCCGCGGAAGGGGGCGUGGCUGCGGCUGGCCGACAUGGCGGCGCCCUGCAGCGGCCUGGGCGCCUGCGUCCUGUUCAGCCUCUUCUACACGGUGGGCGGCCGCAACCUGUCCACGCGCGACAACUGCGAGUCGGGCGCCCUGUGCUGCUACAACCCCAUGACCAACCGGUGGGCGCGGCUGGCGCCGCUCGGGGUGCCGCGCAACCGCGUGGGCGUGGCCGCCGUCGACGGCAGCAUCUACGCCGCGGGGGGCGCCCACGGCUCCGCCCACCACAGCACCGUGGAGCGGUACGACCCGGAGACCAACCAGUGGGCAUUCGUGUCGCCCAUGUCGGUGGCGAGGCUGGGGGCGGGCGUGGCGUCCUGCGGCGGCGCGCUCUACGUGGCCGGCGGGUACGACGGGGCGACCCGCUGGAGGACAGCCGAGCGGUACCACCCCGAAACCAACAGCUGGCAGCCCAUCGCCCCCAUGGGCUCGGUCCGCAGCGGGCUGGGUUUGGUAUGCCUGGACGGCCAUCUGUACGCGGUGGGCGGGUACGACGGCCAGGCGCAGCUCUGCACGGUGGAGCGCUACAGCAUCGCCCGGGACGUCUGGGAGCCCGUGGCCUCCAUGAAGCACUGCAGGAGCGCCCACGGUGUCACGGUCUAUCAGGGCAAGAUCUAUGCACUGGGGGGCUUUAACCAGGACGGUUUCCUGGACAGCGUGGAGUGCUACUGCCCGCGUGCGGACGAGUGGACCUUCAGCACCGCCAUGCCCGUGGGCCGCAGCGGCAUGGGCGUGGCCGUCACCAUGGAGCCCUGCCCGGGCAGCCUGCCCCCCGAGGAGGAGGAGGAGCCCGAGGAGCAGGAGGACGGUGGCCCGUGAGGGACAAACCCACGCCUUCGGAAGGCAGGCGCGUUGUUACAGACCUCGCCGUCGCUACGGAGAUGACCUGCGCCGUGACGCCUGUUGGUUUUUCCGAGGGGCUGGUUGGAUCAUUUGUACGCGUUUAUAAAUAUGAAACGAUGGUAUCGGUUCGUUCGUGAGCUUUCGAUCGCACGUUACCGAGCGUUACCGGUUUCCGAGCGGAGACGAGAGUAGCCAAUAGCAGAACGGACCUUCGCUCGUCGGGGGGAGGAGCCAGUUUGUGCUCUCCCAAACGGGGGAGGGGCACGAGCAGUGGCCCCAGUUUGCAGUGGCGUGUGACACAAAUGCUAAGAAAACUACGAAGAACAUUUUGAGGAAAUUCACACGAUGGGACAUUUGAAAUAUGCCCCUUUUUGGACUGUGUGCAAAUAAGACGACAGAACUGCUGACAGAACUGAAGAACUGAAGCACAAGUCGGACAGGUAUAAUUUAAACGAGGUUCGCCGAUUCAGAUGUGUAAUUUACAUGAUUUUUUUUCCUUUUGAUUUUUCCAUCCGUGCAAUCAGAAAUAAAUGCCUUCUUGUACGUACUGCUCUUA